Messenger RNA from Monosiga brevicollis MX1, 2064 nucleotides. RefSeq lists its product as uncharacterized. The transcript has 6 exons. The record is from RefSeq and is a predicted model, not a curated record. Gene Ontology annotation, molecular function: histone H3K4 demethylase activity; histone H3K36 demethylase activity. Gene Ontology annotation, cellular component: nucleolus. The coding region runs from base 1 to 1827 and encodes 608 amino acids. NCBI's taxonomy places the organism in Eukaryota, Choanoflagellata, Craspedida, Salpingoecidae.
AUGCUGCUCUUGACUGUGAAUCUUUUGAUCGCGUCGUCCGCUGCGUGGGCCUGGGGCGCGCUGGCGGCAUCGCCUCAAGAUAUGGCAGUAAAUGAAGAGACUUGGUUUCUCCUCUCAAAUCUCCUGGCGCCCGUCACCCCUCAAAACUUCGUGGACUCCUACUAUCGCCGUGACCUCCUACAUGUGCCAGCUGCAGCAUCAAGCUGGAGUCAACUUGCCGCUGCCGACCCUUGGCUGAAAGGACUGCGCAAUGUUGAUGCCUUUCUGUUGGAAACAUACGCACAGCUUCGGACUAUCCCCCAAGCAGUCAACUACAAGACUCCGACCGGGGCUGACCGUCCGGCCCCGCCCGCAGCAACUUGGUCAGAAGAGGCAGCCCGCUUCCACGACAGCGGGGAGUCAUUGGUCUUGCGUCGAGAAGCAACCACAGCGCCUUUGUCCAAGCUUGAGCUGGCUCUACAAGCCGCUUUUCAGACCAACCGUGUCACAGCCCAUGCCUACAUUUCUUCGGGCGGGGCGCAGGCUCUGCCGUUUCACACCGACAGGUGUGCCUACGAUUCAGGCUGCGAUAUCAACUGUGCACCCUGUCCUGAAUGCGUCUUUGGGUGCGCGGGGACCUGUGCAUCCGUUAAUUGCGAGCCCGGCAUGUACUUUAUUCCUGAUGAUGAGAAUGUUUCAAGUGCCACUUGUCAAGCCACGGACAAACCACCGGAGAAUCUUAUGUCAGUUUGGCAGCUCCACUUCUUCUACCUCUUCUACCUCUUCUACCUCUUCUACCUCUUCUACCUCUUCUACCUCUUCUACCUCUUCUACCUCUUCUACCUCUUCUACUUCAUCGACUUCAUCGACCUCUUCAUCCUCUUCAUCCUCUUCAUCCUCCUCAACUUCCUCAACUUCCUCAACUUCCUCAACAUCUUCAACAUCUUCAUCCUCCUCAACUUCCUCAACUUCCUCAACUUCCUCAACAUCUUCAACAUCUUCAACUUCCUCAACUUCCUCAACAUCUUCAACUUCCUCAACAUCUUCAACAUCUUCAACCUCUUCAACCUCUUCAACUUCCUCAACCUCUUCAACCUCUUCAAUUUUCUCAACCUCCCCAACCUCUCAUGUCUCCACCAUUUCCCAUGUCUCCUCAACCUCUCAUGCCUCCCCGACCAGCGCCACUGUCGUUCCAACAGCUCUGUUGGCUGCACAGGGAAGCACAUCAGCUAUAAACUCUUCAGUCUCAGUGGUGGCAGAGGAAGAUUGGGCACCAAGCACGAGGCCCAAGUACAGACACGAUACCAAACCAGACCCAAGCUAGUGUUGGCGGAGGUGAUAGAGCCCAAGGAUGCUCAUCACCGUCGAGCCUUGAUGGCUGAGAUGCGCUUUUUCAAAGAACUCGCUUGGCAUCCUCACCGCGCUGAACGGCCGGCUCAGCUUUCAAACAUGCCCAUCAUGGUGUUCAAGUUGCUCAGACGUUGCUGGCAGUUUGAUCCCCAGCUACGCCCAACAGGGGCUCAGAUUGCUCGCGAGAUGGAAGACACGUAUUCUUUGUAUGAGAUGCCAAAUCAACCAGAUACUGCCUGGGGUGAAAGGUAUGCAGAGGUCAUGGGCGCGGGCCAGCUGUAUGAAACCUUGGAGGUGGAAUUGGUAAGCUCCGAUGCAACCGCCUCUACGAGUACCAACAUCUACAAUAAUUCUUCUGAGACGGAGGACAGCUUGUAUGCGGAGCCAGCUGAUGUGUUCGAUUCUAACACCUACGACUUGGCUUCGCCCGCACGCAGAGCAACCUUGUCACACCAACCAUCCGUGGCGGGCGUUAACCUUGACGUGACUGAAUUAUAGUGAACCUGUUGAACUGACCGGGUUCUUCUUUUUAAGGCAGCCCAAAGGUUCCCAACCCUUUGGUUGUUCCUUGACUCAAACUGACGUUCCGAUAAAGCAAUCGCAUUUGGAGUCAUCUUGCGCAUUGAGCAUCAGUCAUGCAUGAUCUGCGAUCUGCUUCCACCAACAAGGAUUCGCUCGUCUGUCUCUUUCUUGUUCUCCAAUCGCACCCGUUCCGAUACCGGCAAUGGAUUCUGC